Stomoxys calcitrans (stable fly) is the source of this 789-nucleotide messenger RNA. RefSeq lists its product as uncharacterized. The record is from RefSeq and is a predicted model, not a curated record. The transcript has 5 exons. The coding region runs from base 76 to 789 and encodes 237 amino acids. Lineage: Eukaryota; Metazoa; Arthropoda; Insecta; Diptera; Muscidae.
AAACAAAAGUAGUGAUUUAGAAUAACUGAGAAAUCAAGCUCACGACUCAGCGCCCUCAGGAAAUCGCCAUACAAAAUGCCCUCUAACAGCCAUCCCCGUUUAGUGUUCUAUUUGUUGUGUGUGGCCUCCCUGCUGGCGGUGGCCCGCUCCGAGACCGUGAGUAUUGUGGAACCCAACGAAGAUUUGGCCUACGAAGCUACACAACAAUUGGGGCUGCUCAAUCAUCGUCUUAAUCUGCUGAGGCUAGAAGAAGAAUCCCGACAAGUUUCUCUUCCCAAUGUGACAGUGGACAAUAUACUGAGUCGGAUACCAUGCACCUGUGACAAAGGAGUGUGCAAAUGUUGUGCAGGAUUUCUCGCUGUAAUUGGCAUGAAUUCCUGCACUGAGUUGGUCUAUAGGCCAGAAGAAUUCUCCUUUGAGUUGCGCAUGAGAGUCAACAACAAUGUGUGGUUUAAGCGCAAGGUUUCUGGCAAAAAUCCUCCUCCCAUGUGCUUUAGACCACCAAGAUUCAGUUUUGCCCAGGCCUGCAUACAGUUUCAUGAUAUUUGGUUUAUUGGCCGCAAUAUGCAUGUGUGCAUGUAUAUGUCCGGUUCAUUUCAAGGAUAUGAAUUGUUUGAGAGAAACUUCGAUUGUUUAUUGUUUGGCGAUAAAGGCGUAAAAAUUGUCAAGCCCGAAGAUGGUUAUCCUGUACGCCCCACAGAUGUGGAGAUAGACGAGGACAAUGAUGACAUCGAGGAUUACGAUGAAAAUGUAGUGCGCAAGAAAAGGCAUUUUCAUAGUAGAGCUUAA